AUGAUGGACGGCCGCCUCCUGGAGCACCCGCACGCCCAGUUCGGGGGCUCGCUGGGCGGCGUGGUGGGUUUCCCCUACCCGCUGGGCCACCACCACGUGUACGAGCUGGCCGGCCACCAGCUGCAGUCGGCAGCCGCCGCCGCCGCCGCUGCCGCCGCCUCGGUGCCCUUCUCCAUCGACGGGCUGCUGAGCGGCUCGUGCGCCGCGGCCGCCGCCUCGGUGGUCAACCCCACGCCGCUGCUGCCCGCCGCCUGCGGGGUCGGCGGCGACAGCCAGCCCUUCAAGCUCUCAGACUCGGGGGACCCCGACAAGGAGAGCCCCGGCUGCAAGCGGCGACGCACCCGCACCAACUUCACGGGCUGGCAGCUGGAGGAGCUCGAGAAGGCUUUCAACGAGAGCCACUACCCGGACGUGUUCAUGCGCGAGGCGCUGGCGCUCCGCCUGGACCUGGUCGAGUCCCGAGUUCAGGUCUGGUUCCAAAACCGCCGAGCUAAGUGGAGGAAGAAAGAGAACACCAAGAAGGGCCCGGGGCGGCCGGCGCACAACUCGCACCCCACCACGUGCAGCGGCGAGCCCAUGGACCCCGAGGAGAUCGCACGCAAAGAACUGGAGAAGAUGGAAAAGAAGAAGCGAAAACAUGAAAAGAAACUGUUAAAGAGCCAGAGCCGCCACCUGCACUCGCCAGGCGGCUUGUCCCUGCACAGCGCGCCCAGCUCCGACAGCGACAGCGGCGGCGGAGGUCUGUCCCCAGAGCCGCCGGAGCCGCCGCCGCCUCCCGCCUCGGCGGUCAAGGGCCCCGGUGCGCACGGCUCUGGGGCUGUGGGUUCCUUGCCCGCACCUCCGGGCGAGCCGCCCGCACCGGGCACCUGCGAUCCAGCCUUCUUCCCGAGCCAAAGAAGCGGCACCGGCCCACAGGCGCGGUUAGGCCGCCCAGCGGACAAGGACGCGGCCUCGUUCGGGCCCGGAGCAGCGGCGACCGCCGUCCUGCCCAAGGCUAGCCCGUUCAGCGUGGAGAGCCUGCUCUCUGACUCGCCCCCGCGCCGGAAAGCCGCUCCAGCAAACGCGGCGGCCGCGGGGUUGGACUUUGCUCCGGGGCUGCCCUGCGCCCCUCGGACCCUGAUCGGCAAGGGCCACUUCUUGCUCUACCCCAUCACUCAGCCGCUCGGGUUCCUGGUGCCACAGGCCGCGCUCAAGGGCGGCGCAGGCCAAGAAUUGGUGCCCAAGGACGCGCCUCCCGCGCCCGCCGCCCCGCCGCCCGCACCCCCAGCGCAGGCCAGCUUCGGAGCCUUUCCCGGGGCUAGUGGUGUUGCAGACUCGGCCUUCGGGCGCUGCAGCCCGGAGGCCAUGGCCUCCCCGGGGACCUCGGCUCCCGCGCCUUUUAGGGACCUAGCCGCCGCCGCCGCAGUGACCGCCGAGAGCGCUGCCGGGGACUGCGUGGACGCGGGGACCACCUGCCCCGCGGCCCCGCCGGCCCCGCCGCUGGCGCCGUCACCUGGGCCGGGCCCUCGGGCUCCCAGCCCCGUAAGCGAGCCGGCCACCUGCGGCGCCACGGAGCCGGGCGCUGCGGCCGGACCGAGCCCGCCGGAGGUUGAAGAGGUGGACAUGGACUGAGGCGCUUAAGGCCAGCCGCGUGCCCGCUCGCUCUGGCUCCCAACGAAUCAGGUGAUCGGCUCUUAGAAACACUGCUUUUCACCCCUGCUUUUGUUUCCUUCCUGUUAUUAUUAUUUUUUUGAGGCAAAGCAAAAACGCUGUAUCGAUUGGGACCUAGACAGCAGUCGCAGGUCUUGGGAUGAAACCCCAAGAACCCACGACACACACACACACACCCCCCACAACGAGAAUCCUCAGCCUUGUAAAAUGCAAAAAUGUCUAAGAAUAUUUAUAUAUGUACCAUUUUUGAUAAAUAAAGCUGGUCAAAUGCAAA
Messenger RNA from Jaculus jaculus (lesser Egyptian jerboa), 1924 nucleotides. It is a transcript of the gene Uncx, whose product is annotated as UNC homeobox. Gene Ontology annotation, molecular function: DNA-binding transcription factor activity, RNA polymerase II-specific; sequence-specific double-stranded DNA binding. Gene Ontology annotation, biological process: regulation of DNA-templated transcription. The record is from RefSeq and is a predicted model, not a curated record. Lineage: Eukaryota; Metazoa; Chordata; Mammalia; Rodentia; Dipodidae. The transcript has 3 exons. Bases 1 to 1611 code for a protein of 536 amino acids.